Trichoderma harzianum CBS 226.95 is the source of this 490-nucleotide messenger RNA. RefSeq lists its product as hypothetical. The coding region runs from base 1 to 408 and encodes 135 amino acids. The record is from RefSeq and is a predicted model, not a curated record. NCBI's taxonomy places the organism in Eukaryota, Fungi, Ascomycota, Sordariomycetes, Hypocreales, Hypocreaceae. The transcript has a single exon.
AUGUCUUCUUCAAUUACCUUUUUCAAUCACGAUGCCGGGAAGAAGAUGGCAGAAACAUUCAACUAUUCGCAGGUGGCCAAACUGGCCAACGGAGCUGUUGCUCUUUCUGGAAUGUUGGGAGUGGACGCGACCGUGACUCUUGCACCAACCCUAGAGCAACAGGUCGAGACAAUCCUGGACCACAUAGAAGCAGCUCUUGCAGCUGCGAGCGCAAAACCCACAGAUGUCUUCAAAGUCAUCAGUUACCAUAUCGAUAUUGAAGAGAGUGCUGGUUUGAUUACCGCUGGGUGGCUGCGAAGAUACAAUUUCAAGCCGACGUGGACUGCCAUCGGGGUCGCACAAUUGGCCAUUCCUGGAGCUCGGUUGGAGGUACAAGUGGAAGCAUGGCGUUGCUCCCAGGAUAAUUAGGUCAUGGGCCUUGGAAACCUAGAAUACGUUACGUAAAGUAGUCCGUUCAUCGAUGCCAUCGAGAUUCUUGUAGAAGUCUUCU